Molecule: messenger RNA, 2174 nt
Organism: Brassica rapa (field mustard)
Lineage: Eukaryota; Viridiplantae; Streptophyta; Magnoliopsida; Brassicales; Brassicaceae
Product: sucrose nonfermenting 4-like protein
Source: RefSeq, a predicted model, not a curated record
AAACCAUAUCUCCAUGGGAUUAAAAACAACAUUUACAUUACGCUGCUGCGCUUCUUCGCCCUCAGAUUCUUCCACCUCCCAAAGACCCAAUCACAGAUCCAACACAAUGCCUUCCCAAAUCAGGGUUCCGAUCAUCGGCGUCUGUUAUCCUCUCCCGCCUUCCCGAAUUUAAGAUCAGCGCCGCGAAUUUCUAGAAACUUUCCUUUCCUCGAUUAGGUUCUCCAGUGACGCCGUAUUAUCUCAUCAGUUGACCUUCCCCUUUCAUCGCCAGAUCGUUCCGUGUUCCGAGUUAGGCCUCGUUAUCAGGUUCUGGUGUUCAUGAAUUUCAGCUCUCGUUGUAGAUCGUGAUUUGGGCUUCUAGGGUUUCGAUUACUGGUGCCUUGGGUUUGUGAAGAAUCUUCGAAUCGAUUGAGAAGUUUGUUAGGGAUUGAGUUUCUGUGGAUUGUAAACUAUAUAAACAAACACAGGGGAUGUUUGGUUCUACAGUGGAUACAAGCCGUGGGAACAGCGCUGCCUCAGGGCAGCAGCAGCUUCUUACUCCGACUCGCUUCGUGUGGCCUUAUGGAGGUAGAAGGGUCUUCCUUAGCGGAUCUUUCACCAGGUGGACAGAACAUGUUCCAAUGUCGCCACUUGAGGGCUGCCCUACUGUUUUUCAAGUCAUUUGCAACUUGACUCCGGGUUAUCAUCAGUAUAAGUUUUAUGUUGAUGGGGAAUGGCGGCACGAUGAGCAUCAACCAUUUGUAAACGCAAAUGGUGGAGUAAUGAAUACGAUAUUUAUAACUGGACCAGAUAUGGCUCCUGCUGCUUUUAGCCCAUCGAAUAUGGAUGUGGAUGAUUUCUCCCAGAGAGUGGCUGAUCCUUCCCAGGAUUCUAUACCUAGGAUGUCAGCGGUUGAUUUGGAUAUGUCCCGUCACCGUAUAUCUGCUUUGUUGUCAAACCGCACUGCAUACGAGCUGCUCCCUGAAUCGGGCAAGGUUAUUGCAUUGGAUGUGAAUUUACCAGUAAAGCAAGCAUUCCAUAUACUCUAUGAGCAGGGAAUCCCUUUGGCUCCUCUGUGGGACUUUGGUAAAGGCCAAUUUGUUGGAGUUCUUGGUCCAUUGGACUUCAUUCUAAUACUGAGAGAGCUUGGAACGCAUGGAUCCAACUUGACAGAAGAAGAGCUUGAGACGCACACAGUAGCAGCCUGGAAAGAGGGGAAGGCUCAUAUUAGCAGACAAUAUGAUGGAAUUGGGAGACCGUAUCCUAGGCCACUUGUUCAGGUUGGGCCCUAUGAUAAUCUGAAAGACGUUGCCCUGAAAAUUUUGCAAAAUAAGGUGGCAGCCGUUCCAGUUAUUUAUUCUUCUCUGCAGGAUGGGUCAUAUCCGCAGUUACUGCAUCUUGCUUCGCUAUCAGGCAUAUUAAAAUGUAUAUGCAGAUACUUUAGACAUUCGUCUAGCUCUUUGCCAAUCCUUCAGCAGCCCAUUUGUUCAAUUCCCCUGGGUACUUGGGUUCCUAGAAUCGGAGAAUCAAGUAGCAAACCUCUCGCUACAUUGAGACCACACGCUUCUUUGGGUUCUGCGCUCUCGUUAUUAGUUCAAGCUGGAGUUAGUUCAAUUCCUGUAGUGGAUGACAAUGACUCGCUUAUUGACAUAUACUCUCGAAGUGACAUAACUGCCCUGGCUAAAGAUAAGGCAUACGCACAGAUUCAUCUUGAUGACAUGACCGUUCACCAGGCGCUGCAGUUGGGGCAAGAUGCGAGUCCGCCUUACGGAAUCUUCAACGGGCAGAGAUGUCACAUGUGCUUGCGCUCAGACUCUCUUGGUAAAGUGAUCGAGCGGUUAGCGAAUCCAGGGGUAAGGAGGCUGGUGAUAGUGGAAGCAGGGAGCAAACGUGUUGAAGGUAUCAUAUCUUUGAGUGAUGUUUUUCGAUUCCUGCUCGGUCUUUGACUUCCUACAACGACAAACCUGUGCUACCUCCGAACUCUCUUUUCUCAUUUCCUCGAAGCAAACUAUCCAACAAUUUGCUUAUUUUUCUUUUAUUGUUGUGCUUUUUUUUGGGCAAGGAAUCAUGUAAAUUUUCUACGAACUUGUUUCAUUGUUAUUUUUAUUAUUUUUAGUUGAACGGGUUUCCCAUUCUUGUGAAGGAUAUUAUUGGCUAUCGAAAUUAUUACUUAGUAGUACAUUUUUUCUCAGCUU